Brassica napus (rape) is the source of this 2088-nucleotide messenger RNA. RefSeq names its product putative F-box/kelch-repeat protein At1g27420. Lineage: Eukaryota; Viridiplantae; Streptophyta; Magnoliopsida; Brassicales; Brassicaceae. The coding region runs from base 922 to 1938 and encodes 338 amino acids. The transcript has 3 exons. The record is from RefSeq and is a predicted model, not a curated record. Gene Ontology annotation, molecular function: protein binding.
AUUCGAAAACAUUAAAAAAUAAUAAUUCAUUUAAAUAACUAUUUAUUAUAUAUAUAGAGAAAAUGGUAUAAGAAUCUUUUGUCUCUUAAUGAAUAAGAUAUUUUGAAAAUGUCUCUUUAUUAGUGGUAAAUAUGAAAAUUCCCAAAAAAAAAACUUACACAAAAUUAUAUAUAUUUUUUUAAACCCGGUCUAUCAAAUUCCGCGCGUAGCGCGGACCGACCAUAGUUUCUUAGAUUUAAAUGAAUGACAAGGAAUUAUAUCUAACAAAUAUUCUUAAUAAAUAGUAUAAUUUAUAAGGUAUUAAUAGGAAUUGAUUAUUCCCAUUAAUUCCAUAUGUCACCAUUUAGAUCUGAUGUUGAAACUAAGAGAUUUUUUUGUCUGUAUGGAUAUUAUAUUUAUCGAGGAAAACUUUUAUUUUUACUAAUAUCAAUAACUUUGAAACCGAGCAGAGCUAGAUCAAUCUACCUCCAUUUUUUUUUCCUUUCUUCUUCCCAUCACAUUCGCUUGGAUAAGAAGAUGACUAUGCUGCUGCUGCUACUACUACUACUCUUCUUCAACAUUCUUACUGAACGAUGCCUCUGACUUCAGUGGUCCUCUGUUUCUGGCUGCUCGGUUUGAUUUCACCAAACCGUGAAUUUGAUUUUGAAACUUGACUCGGUUUGAUUAUAGUCUACAAACAUUAAUAUAGAAAUAACCAAUCAUUCUCAUGUUGUCAAUAUUACAAAUCCCAUAGUCGUCAUCUUUGAAAGUAAACAGUUGACUAUGAUUAGUUUAGCAAGAUAUAACACUUGGUCAAUGUAUUCCACGUUACAACAGUUGAAUAUGAUGAUUACUGUUUUUUAUAUAGUAAUUUUUCUGAAUAUAAUAAAUGCAUGCAAUGGACUUGGAGCAUUAGAAUCCAAGUGGUAAAGAACAAGUAAAAUGGAGUCGUCUUCGCCGAUCAUACCCGGCUUGACGGACGACGUGGCGGCGCUCUGCCUUUCACGAAUCCCGCGCUCAAACUUCCGUCUCCUUUCUCAGGUAUGCCGGCGAUGGAAGACAUUCCUCAGGAGCGAGCAUUUCACCGCCGUUCGAAAGUUGACCGGGAGGAUGGAGGAGUUCAUGUGCGUUCUGAUGGAAGAUAAGCCUGGCACAAGCGUGUACUGGGAAGUUUUCGAUAGCUCUGGGAACAAAUUGGGACGGAUUCCUAACAUCCCUGACCCUGGGCCACUGAAGUGGGGUUACGGCGUCACGGUGCUUAACGAGAAGAUUUUGUUCAUCGGUGGAUUUACGGGGAGUAUUGGCACUCCCCUUGCUUCCCCUAAUGUUUACGAGUUCAGUCCUGCUACUAACAGCUGGAGAAAACUGGCAGACAUGAACAUACCACGUUACAGCUUUUCAUUAGCUGAAGUGGACGGCCUUUUGUAUGUGGUCCAAGGCUUUAGCAAUGAUGGUUAUUGCCUUUUCAACACUGAAGUAUACAACCCCAAAACCAACCAAUGGAGCCUUAUGGAUGGUCCAAAAAUCCAGGUCGCCAUUGGCUUCGCAUUCUCCUUCAAGUCCAAACUCUACGUUUUAGACAAUGGAACGACCACAAUCGACAUAUAUGACACCAAAACGAAGACAUGGGAAAUGUUAGAAUCAGAUGAAUUAACGGCUGUUUAUUCCUACACUGUUGUAAGGAACAAAGUGUAUUUCUUGGACAGCGAAAGGCCUGAACGUCUGGGAGUGUUUGAUCCAGAGGAGAACUCAUGGACCAGGGUGUUUGUGCCUACAGAGCCGGGAGGUUUCCAGUCCAAAUUAGGGCAGUGGAACAAUAAAGUUCUGCUGUUUUUACGGGGUUCUGUUGGUAAGACCAUAAUUAAUGAUUUUGAUAAAGAGGAAGGGUCCAAGUGGAGAGACUGUGAUCAGAUUAAACUAUCUGGUUAUCACGUCUACAGUGUUCUCAUCAAGUUCUGAUUCCCCCUUCGACUUUAUCCUUUUCUCUAGUGUGUGCGUCUGGCCACAAUUCCCCCUCAACUUUGUCAAUGAUAUUCCUACAUGUUUGGUGUGUAAUGAACAAACAUUAAGUUUUGAUAUGGUUUGUAUUUACAAUUGUUGGUUUGAAUA